Neospora caninum is the source of this 1056-nucleotide messenger RNA. RefSeq lists its product as hypothetical. Gene Ontology annotation, biological process: proteolysis. Bases 1 to 1056 code for a protein of 351 amino acids. NCBI's taxonomy places the organism in Eukaryota, Apicomplexa, Conoidasida, Eucoccidiorida, Sarcocystidae. Gene Ontology annotation, cellular component: extracellular region. Gene Ontology annotation, molecular function: protein binding. The record is from RefSeq and is a predicted model, not a curated record. The transcript has a single exon.
AUGGAAGCGCUGAAGACUGUACUGAGCCGGAGAAUCGCACUCCCCGUCGUUGUUGCAGCGGUGUUGCUGCAGGAUGUUGCUGAGGCAGGGCAGUACGCAGGGUUGCGAAGUCAGCUAGUCAACUUGCACUCUUUCGCCGAGACGGAGGCGACCAGCUCUGGUUGCCUUGAAGCAGGCAAAGAGUACGUUGGAUUCGCCCUGGCUGAGUUCAGCAAUGUGAGCGACGCCGACACCUGCCAGAAGAGGUGUAGUCAGCAUUCCGACUGCGUUUUUUUCACAUUCGUUUCUUCUGGGAAUCGUUGCCUCCUCCAUUCCACCAAGCCGACUGAGGUCAAGAAUAAUUCGAAUGCGACUGCUGGCCCAAAACGAUGCCAUGUGUGCGUGCUGGAUGGAUUUGAUUUUAAGGGUCAGCCAAACCUUGUGGAAAAAGGCCAGCCCGGUAUCAAGACACUCUCGGCUUGCCAGAAAGCCUGCGCAAAGGAGUCCCGAUGUUACGGCUACCUGUUCGCGCCUCAAGGAAAAGAAUGUCACUUCAAAACAACACAACAUUGUGUGGGUGCUCUCGCGCCGGAUGCCAAUUACAUGGCAGGUCCAAAAACAUGCACGGAUGAGCACUGGUGCAUAAUGAAAGACGUUGACUAUCCCAAAAAUGACCUGCGCAAGGUCAAAGCUGACACCGCGGCAGCGUGCCAGGAUGCGUGUCUGAAUGACGAGAAAUGUGAAUAUUUCUCAUUUGAGGGCCCCAAGAAAGAUUGCUGGUUGAAGGCUGGAGCCAAAGUCCCCUCAUCAAAGACGAAAAAAGCAUCUCUAUUUUCGGGACCAAAGCACUGCGGUCUGCCGACAACAUGCAUCAAGGAGCGGACCAAAUAUGUUGACGAUACCAUUGUGAUCUAUCCCAAGACGGAAGUGGGAAGUUUUGCUGCCUGCCAACUGAAGUGCUGGAAGAACAACAAGUGUGUCUUCAUGCAUUUCAACAGCAGCGGCUGUACGCUGUCCGGAAGUUCUGCAACCGAAGUGGCGGAUGCGAACUCCAAAGCAGGGGAUGUAACAUGCUGA